UGUGUCUCAUCUCCCAUCCGGCCCGAGCAGCAGCGUGCCAAAGUUCAGGGCUCACAGCUCGGGACAAUAGGAGAAAGAAGACACUGAACUAGAUGUUCUGGAGCCGCUUCGGCCUCGGCUUACACGGCGACUGUCACACCGGGACAAGAGGAGGCCAAAUCUGAGUUCCGCUGGAAGGCGCAGCACAGCAGGAGCUCAUCUGUGGCUGAAGCCGAAGCCAAACCUCCGUUCAUUCAUCUUCCUCUGACUGGGAGCAACAUGGCAGGCAGGAAGUCAGCGGUCCUGAGGAGGAUCGUCAACAAGGACGGCCACAACAACGUGCGCAUCGACAACGUGGAGGGCAUGGUGAAGCUGUACCUGCACGACAUCUGGACCACGGUGGUGGACAUGAAGUGGCGCUACAAGCUCACCCUGUUCGCCUCCACCUUCAUCAUGACCUGGUUCAUCUUCGGGGUCAUCUUCUACUUCAUCGGCAUGGGGAACGGCGACUUCGAGCCAGGCCUGAGCUCCAACCACACGCCCUGCGUUCUGAACGUGGAGACGCUGACGGGGGCCUUCCUCUUCUCGCUGGAGUCUCAGACCACCAUCGGCUACGGCUUCCGCUGCAUCUCCGAGGAGUGCCCGCUGGCCAUCUUCACCCUGGUGGCCCAGCUCGUCAUCACCGGCCUGGCUGAGAUCUUCGUCACCGGCGCCUUCCUGGCCAAGCUGGCGCGGCCCAAGAAGCGGGCGGAGACCAUCAAGUUCAGCCAGUCGGCGGUGGUGUGCCGGCGCCAGGGCCAGCUGUGCCUGAUGCUGAGGGUGGCCAACAUGAGGAAGAGCCUGCUCAUCCAGUGCCAGCUGACGGGGAAGCUGUUCCAGUCCAACGUGACGGAGGAGGGCGAGAAGACGCAGAUCCACCAGAGCUCGGUGGACUUCCACAUGGACUCCAGUGGCGAGUGCCCGUUCCUCAUCCUGCCCCUCACCUUCUACCACGUCCUGGACGAGCGCAGCCCCCUGUCCGGCCUGACGGCGGAGAACCUGCUCACCCGCGACUUCGAGCUGCUCGUUACCCUCAACGCCACCAUGGAGUCCACAGCGGCCACGUGUCAGAGCCGCACCUCCUACGUCCCGCAGGAGAUCCUGUGGGGCUACGAGUUCAAGCCGGUGCUGUUCAGUACGCCCAGCGGCCGCUACGUGGCCGACUUCAAGUUCUUCGACAAAGUGCAGGCGAGCAACGACCCGGCGUUCAUCAGCAACAACACGGAGAAGCUGAAACUGGAGGAGGACUACAAGAAGGAGUAAACUGUUUAUCAGGAAGGCAAUGAAAUGUUUUUUAGGCAACAAAGAGACUGAAUAGAAAACAUGUAAAAUACAGAAGAAAUUCAUAGCAGCUUUACCAGUGAAAUGUGAUUUGUAGUUUAAUGGGAUAUAUAAGAUAAAGUGAUAUAAAACUACAAAACAGCGUCAGCGGAGUUCACAGAAUAGCAUCCUGUUGGACACUUCUCUGCAGAAGAAGACAGAUGUGAAAGGGAAUGUAUUUAACUUUAAUCAUUGCAAAAACCAAAAAAAUUUACACACCGUUACCACAAAAAUGUGUGAGAAAAUUUGCACACCGUUACGACAAAAAUGUGUGAGAAUUAGAAAAGUUCAAGUUAAUCCGCCAGAGUUCACGUCUUACACUUAAAUCUCUGCAUUUGUGUUUUUUUCGACCUUGAAAUAAAAACCCAGUUACAGUCUGAUCCAGUCAUUUCAGUUGAUACCUGUUUCAGAAUGUUGAUCAUCCUAUCAUUAAACGUGAAAUCAAUAAUUCAUUCGUAUCUGUGAAUUGGCUUGUGGACUCUUGAAAAACACAUGAAUAAAAAGUUAACUGAAUUUACCAAAUGUCACAAUACAGAUUGUGCUUCUUGCCUUUCAAUAAACUGAAGUGAUUUAAGCUCCCUGAUCAUGCAGGAGGUUUUGAAUGAAUGGGUUUGCGCUGUACUCACACAGAUUAAAAGCAGAAGCCUCUUCAA
Salarias fasciatus (jewelled blenny) is the source of this 1991-nucleotide messenger RNA. Its product is annotated as ATP-sensitive inward rectifier potassium channel 15-like. Gene Ontology annotation, molecular function: inward rectifier potassium channel activity. The transcript is spliced from 2 exons. NCBI's taxonomy places the organism in Eukaryota, Metazoa, Chordata, Actinopteri, Blenniiformes, Blenniidae. The record is from RefSeq and is a predicted model, not a curated record. Gene Ontology annotation, biological process: potassium ion import across plasma membrane; regulation of monoatomic ion transmembrane transport. Gene Ontology annotation, cellular component: plasma membrane. The coding region runs from base 259 to 1281 and encodes 340 amino acids.